AUGUCGGCCGAUGACCCUUGGGCAGCCUACUGGGCCGGUGGCCCGUCUAGAGGCGCUGCUGCAGACCGGCCAGAUGGAAACGAGACCACUGCGCAAAUCCCUACACCCGCCGAAGCCGGCGGACUCCGUGCGGAGCAACCCCCAGUCCAAGCAGACUCUGAAGAGAGCACGACACUUCAAGAUGAACGGCUGCCUCGGGAGCAUGAUGCUGAACGCCAGUCUGCAGACUGGAGUACAUGGGAACGGCGUCAUGAUGGACAGCCACCUGGACAGGAGGGCUGGCGGAGCGACACCACAAGCAAUGGCUCCGGAGAUGGAUGGAACCGCUGGAUGUCUGGUGAUAGUGGACAGUCAUGGAAGUCGGCCACGUCAAAAGGGCGUGUCUGGUCAGACGAAGAAUGGAAACAGUGGAAUGACUGGUGGUAUUCCCGGACUUCAUCGGCGGCUACAGGCGGCGCGGCGGCUGACGGGCGCGGCAGCGGCGGCGCUCCAUCUCCUACCUCGGGCCCCUCGACUCCUACCCGAUCCGGAAUGGCCUCGACGAACGCACCAGUCGUGAUGACAGAGGUCCCCGCUGCCACAAAGGGGCCUUCGGAAAAACUCCUGACCCCCACGUUCAACGGGGAGGGAGACGCAGCAGAGCUGGGAACCUCGGCUCGGAGCUACUUGAGGCAAAUCGCUGCCUGGGAGCGGAUGACGAAGUUGUCCAAGGGACAACAAGCCCUCGUGCUCUACCAAAACCUCCAAGGACUGGCGUGGGUGAAUGCGGAGUCAUUGAACGUGGAGUCCCUGUCUGGCGAGGACGGCGUCACCUACUUCAAAGAAUGGAUUGUCCAGCACUACCUCGACGUCGAAGUCACCUCGGUCGGGCGAUCUCUGAGCGACCUGUUCCGCAAGCUCCGCAGGAAGAACAACCAGACUUUCCGGGACUACACGGCCGAGUUCAAUCGUUUGCUGUCUCGAGUGGUGGAGUGCGGCUGCACUCUUCCUGAUGUGGCGACGGCAUGGCUUUUCGUGGACCGGGCAUGCCUCGAUGAAGCCACCGAGGUGAGCCUGCUGGCGAGCGUGGGCAACAAGUACGCUCUUCGUGCCCUACAACAAGCGGCGAUCAUCUUGGACAGGUCCAUGCGCAAGCCGUGGGAAAAGCCCGGGAAAGGAGACGGACGUCGCAACGGCUACAACACUGUGAAUGUGGCGAACCAUGGGGAAGACGACGACGAGGAUUCGGACAGCGACGCCGGCGACCUACUCGAGAACGAGAACGAGGCCGACCUCUACGUUGCCUACAUGACCGCCAAGGCCAAGUACCGGGAGGUGGCCAAAGCUAGGGGGACUGAUACAGAUCCCGCAGGCACCCAGCGCGCCAUCGAGGACAAGAUUCGUACCGCCAAGUCCAAGAGCAGAUGUGCUGCAUGUGGCAAACGGGGCCACUGGCAUCGCGACCCACAGUGUCCGAAGCGGCAGGAGGAGAAGACGGCUGCCUCCUCGAAGCCCAACACGAUUCAUGUCACCAACGAGAUCAUGGAGCUGACGCCCAUUGCCAACCACGAGGAGUUGCUGGCCAUCCUAGAUACCGCGUGCUCGAAGACGGUGGUGGGCACGGCCUGGCUUCAACGCUACCUCCAGCAUACCCGGGGAGGCGGCUAUGACGUCGAGUUCAUCUACGAGAAGGACGCCUUCAAGUUCGGGGCCGCUCACAAGAUCUACGAAGCCAACUACGCUGCAGUGAUCUUUGUGGUCAUCGGUGGAACGUGGGUGGCCGUGAAGGCCUCCGUGAUUCACGGGGACAUCCCUCUCCUGAUGUCAAGGUCCGCCCUGGCCGAGAUCGGCCUCGUCCUCGAUCUCUCCGAGAACACCGCCGUCUUCAAGAAGAUUGCAAGUAACGAAGUGAAGCUCAAGGCCACUCUGAGCGGGCACCCCGCUGUGUGCGUGGACCACAAGGGCCAGGUUUACAUGGUAGGAGCCUUGAGGGAGAGUGAGGGCGCUAGUGGACCCAGUAGACCCCGCAUCUUCUAUGAGAAGCCGAUUAACCCAGCUGUGAGGGAGCUCCUUGUCGGCGAUCGCCUUAACCCCGACACUUUCCUCGCAUGGUGGACCUCCUCCGACCUCAAGAGUGAUUUCUGGCUGGAGCUUGGGGACAAACUAAUCAGAGUUCACGUUACCCCCAGGAAGACCUUCUUUGAUCCCCGAAAGUGGACAUCGCAGAGUUUGCAGCGAUCUUUGCUACUCCAAUCCCUGGGCAGCAUACGGGAAACGUGGGGAGCGCCGCCGCCGAUAUGGAAGAUGAACAAGGUCCAACUCCAACAAGAGUGCGGUCGACGGGGCCUGGCAAUCAAUUCGAAGUGGACCGUGCUGGAGCUACGCGCCAUCCUGGCCAACAACAAGGACGAGGCGGACCCGACCACGGAGAAGAUCAAAGGGUUGGCAUCUAUGACGCUGGUGGAGCUGCAAGCGGAAGCCGGCCGCCUGGGCAUUCCCGUGGGCACCAAGGAGUCGAAGGGAUCCAUUAUGCUGAAGAUCAGAGACACCCAGGCGCCCGAGGAAACAGUGAUGACGCUGGGACGCUUUCGCGGCACCGCCUACCCCGAGAUUCCGGAGAACUACGGGGCGUGGGCGUCGGAAGAGGAGCGCCAGAACGGGGACAACAUGCAUCCCGACCUGAAGAGAUUUGUGGUGUGGCGCCGAUUGUCCAGGACAAAGAAAGCAGAGAAGGCCGAGAAGGACAAGUUGCGGGAGAAGACGCCGAAGUUCUUGGAACCCGAGGAAAAGGCCAAGGUUCCGCCACCUCCGGUGAGCGAGACCGGGAGCACCUCCAGCUCCCACUGGUCAGUGGUGACCUCAGCUGCCGGGAAGAAUCUCCAUCGCCACCACGACACGGGCUACGCACGCCAGAACCUCUCGAAGCUCGACCGCAAGGCCACCCAGAUGGACGACCACGGAACCCAGAAGAUGGAACAGGAAGUGGAUCGGUCCGUGCUGAACGAGAUCCAGGCGCUCGAGACCCGCCUAGCGGCCCUGCGGGACGCCCAUGGCCUGGACGCUGGAGAGACCGCACACGAUGCGUACCACGAAUUCGAUGUUUUUGAAUCCUGCUCUUCUGGUUCGGAAGACUGGAGCCAGAAGCAUUUCGCUGCCCCGGCCGAUUUCAAGGAGGCCUGGGUUGCAACUGCUCACUUGGGUGAGCAAGCCGCGCGGAACGCCAGACUCGAAGGAGACUACUGCCCGGAGACCAUCGCUGCAAUCCUGACAAAGUAUGAGUUCCCCGAUCAAGGAAAGCGUCGCCAAGGAAUACACGGAUUAGGUGGUGGCACCCGUUGCACGCUCGGAUACUAUGCCCACGGGAAAUUCCACGGCAUCUGCAAGAAGACGCUGCGGUGGCCCGAACUCGUGCAGUAUCUCAACGGGUACCUGAAACAGUUUGACUCCGAGCCUCACGAUCGCCGACCUUCGUGGACGUCUUUGUCCAUCGUCCACAACUUGCCAUGCAGCAUGCACGUCGACCGGAACAAUCUCAAGGGGAGUCGGAACUACACCAGUUGUGUUGGGAAGUUCAGCGGCGGACAGCUAUGGGUUGAAGCACCCGGCGGAGGACUGUGGCGACGCGACCAGAAUGGUGAAGAGGAGAUCGAAGGAAUGCCACUGGAUGGAUACAACAAGCUGUGCUGUUUCGACCCCCGACGUCGUCACAUGGUGGAAUCCUGGAGUGGUGACCGUUGGUCCAUCACCGGUUUCACAGCAAGAUCUUUUCCCUCAGCUACCAAGGAGGAAAAACGGAUCCUCCGCAACGCCGGGUUCGCCCUGCCCACCAAUGCGGAACUCCGGAAGUGGAAUGACGAGGAGAAGAUGGCAGAGCACCCUUCCUCGACUACGUUCUCAUCACGGCCUGGCUCGACGAAUGAGAUGUCUGUGCCCCGCAGUCGACGAAAGAAGUUGCUCAAGAAUGCCGGGGCGCUGCAUGUCAUGAUGGUGACGGCCCUUGCCGUCAUGACUCGCGUUGGGGAAACCUACGCGACUCCCCCAACGCUUCCGUCGAUCUCAUUGCUGGAAGUCGGUGGGGUUUCCGCGACCUGCCGACUGGCGGAGUAUGGGGGCAACCACAUUCAGGUCGCUGAGCCCAUCCUUCUCGAGGAUCUGAUUGAGAACGACCAUCCGGAAGAUGUCGGUUUCGGAUAUGUGGAGACCGCGGUACUUCGCGCGGAACCAGGAGAGCUCUGGGUGCACGUACGGAAAGAAUGGGCUGAUGAUGGGAUCUAUGAUGACGUCAUGGAGGCGGUAGACACCCAACUCCGCGCUGGACGCGGGGUUGUAUUCCAAAAGGACGAUCGUGAUGAUGGACAUGAGGCGUUUUGGACCGACGUCACGUGUGGAUGGGAGGAUGUGGGCUACCAGGUAACCCACGACUAUGACUACGGAGACAUUGAGUAUGUGCACGUGAAGGCCGUCGAGAACUUCAACGACGUCCACGAGGUCUUCGUCGGCGAGGGUGGCGAAAAUCGCGAGGAUGCUUUGCAAGAAGGUGGCGGAGAGUCCGGGCCUCGAGACCCCAAUGCCGUCGGGGGACGCGAAGAACGAGGAGCCAGAGCGAUAAGGUUUCCGCCCAGUGUACCGAAGAUCGUGGCCUCCAGCUUGCGUCGCCUCCACCAAAAUCUGGGGCAUCCGAGCACCUCCGACUUCGUCCGGCACCUACGUCUGGCCGGUGCCAAACGUGAGGUGCUGAAGGCUGCCAAGAUGUUGGAGUGCCAAACCUGUCAACGUUCCCAGGGGCCCGGCACAGCGAAACCCGCAAAGGUUCUGUCAUGCUUGAAGUUCAACGAGGCCAUCGGGGCGGACCUGUUCUACUGCCAUGAUGCCGAAGGGAAGUGCCACCAGUUUCUGUCCUUGGUCGAUUUCUCCUCCGGCUACCACGUCGUUACACCCGUUGCCCGGAAAGACACCACUCACCUUGAGAAGGCCUAUUGCGACUCGUGGCUCAACGUCUUCGGUGCCCCGGCCUUGAUUGUGGUGGACCUGGAGAACGGCUUGGAAAAGGGAGCACUAUGGAAGACGAUGUUCUUCAAGAUGCGGGACGAACUCACCGUGACGAAGGACGAUAUCCCAGUGGUCACCGGGGCGAUCAGCUCCGCCAAGAACAACCUCAUGCGCACGAGUGGCUAUAGUCCGGCUCAACACGUGUUCGGUGCCACGCCGAACCUCCCGGAGGAUCUCGUGGAGGGACCCCAUGCCCGUGAUCCUGGAGACGAACCCGUGAUCUGCGACAAGCAUGCCCGGGACGUCGCCAUACGCACUGCAGCGCGUGUCGCAUACCACCAGGUCCAGACCGACGAGAGGGUAAGAAGAGCGCUAGCUGGAAGAGCCCGAGUACAAGAUCGGACGCCGGAGGUUGGAGAGCAAGUCUUCUACUGGCGGAAAGCCAAGACGGCCAAGCGAGGAUGUUGGGUGGGUCCUGCUACAGUGAUUGGGCUGGAGGGCACCAAUGUAUGGGUCACCCGCGCCGGGAGAUGUACUUUAUGUGCAGCAGAGCACAUCCGACCGGCCACGUCCGAGGAACUUGGACAGGCUUUCAGUCUACGCGCCGCAAGGGAGGACCUCGACCGACUUCUCAACCUGGACGACGCUGACGAGGAGAUGUUCGACGACGAGGUCGAGGCUGAGGGUCCCAACAACACGGACGUUGAGUUCGACGUUGAUGACGAGGACCUUGCCUUUGCCGAGCUGGAUGUGGAAGACGGCGGGCCUCCUGGAAGAGACGGUCGCCACCAUCGCCGUCGCGCCCGGGUUGCUCCAUAUGUCCUACAACGAUACCGUGGGAAGGAACCUCCUCGACGCGAAGAAGAAGCCAUGAUGAUGAAACGCGCAAAGACAGUGCGCUCGCGCGAAAAGCAGCUCGAGAAAGAGAUACCCUGGGCAGAGAUCCCUGAGGCUAUGUUCGCCUACCGCGACAAGCACAUGGGCAAGAGGCUGGUGGUGGGAGGACACAUGGAUCCAGACGCCGACGCUGGCCUCGGAACCGUAGAUUCCCCUACGGUGGCGAGGAGUUCGCUGAUCGCCCUGCUGCAGAUCGCCGCUUCCCGGGGCUGGAAGAUUGCCGCGGGCGACGUGCAAGCCGCUUUCCUCAACGGCCUGGAGCUGAAAAGAAGUUUGUGGAUGCACCAACCACGAUGUCGUCUAUGCACUUGCCCACUGGAUCCCUGCGUGUUCAUGAUGGUCCCCGUGGGGGCCGAGGACGAGCGGCCAAGCGCCUACGUCGCCAUCCACGUCGACGACCUCCUGGUAGUGGCACCGGCGGAGAUCAAUGCCUCCCUCCGUGAGAAGAUCAGCAAGCUGUUCCCCGUGGAGGACUGGGAACUCGACGAGUUCGACUACGUUGGCUCUCACAUCAAGGCCUCUUCCGACGGCAUCUUCAUCGGACAAACGGCUUUUGUCGAAGGACGCUUGUUCAAGGUCGACUUGGAGAAGAACCAGGCAGGUGAUCGACCAGCCACAGAGGAGCAAACCAUCGACAACAGGUCAGCCAUAGGAGCACUCAGCUGGAUUGCUACCCAAAGCCGUCCCGACCUACAGUGCAGCGUGGCGUUUGCACAACAGGCCCAGAGGACACCCACUGGGGACGACCUAAAGUUCACCAACAGCAUCGUCACCAAGGCCGCACGACACAAAGAUCAAGGGCUCUACCUACGCAAGAUCGACCUGGAGCGCGCCAUGUUCGUCGUGUUCCAUGAUGCUGCUUGGGCCAACGCAGAACACGAGGAGGCAGAAGAAGGUUUCCAACUCACUGCGGAGGAGGUGAAGGCGGGGACCAUUGAGGGGGUCUUCAGUGAACAUCGCCCCCGACAGCCGAAGAAGAGCAAGUCCAAGAUCGCUUCACAACUCGGCCACAUGGUGAUGAUGUUUGACAUGGACCUGCUCGAGGCCGUCAGGACAAAGGGUAGCCUAUUAGAGUGGCGUAGCCAAUCCUGCAAGAGGGUAUGUCGGAGCACCUUCGGAGCAGAGACAAUGUCGGCAGCCGAGGGCCUGGAGAGCGGACAAUAUGUGAGGGCCCUGUUCACAACGCUGUGCAACGGAAAAUUAGCUGGGCACACCCAGGCUAGAAUGGCCUGGCCCCUCAUGUGUUUUACCGAUUGCCGAUCUUUGUAUGAUCACUUGCACAAAACAGGGGUACCUCGCAUCCCGAGCGACAGGCGCCUGGCGAUUGACCUCGCCUCCCUGCGUCAAGAGUUGAACUUGGAGCGAUGGGGAGACCGGAUCCCAUUGCAAUGGAUUCCCACUGAAUAUCAGCUGGCAGACCCCUUAACGAAGCCACUUCGUACAGACUUUUGGUGGCAACAGAUGUGUGAGGGAGUUUGUCUGCCACUUAAAAAGGGGAUCUUCCAGUGGGGAAAAGAGAGGGGAGGGAUUUUGAAGCAGUGUAAACCUGAAGAUGACUUGUGUACCUGGACCCGCACUCAUCCCGCAAGCAUUCCCCCUUGA
Symbiodinium natans is the source of this 7467-nucleotide messenger RNA. NCBI's taxonomy places the organism in Eukaryota, Dinophyceae, Suessiales, Symbiodiniaceae. The record is from the annotation of a GenBank genome assembly.